AUGGAGGCGGGCUGGAAGGUGGAGGGGUGGUGGGCGGGGGAGCGGGGAAAGAGAAGUAUGAUGGGGAAGGAGCAGUAUGAUGGGGAAGGAGCAGUACGAUGGGGAAGGAGCAGUAUGAUGGGGAAGGAGCAAUAUGAUGGGGAAGGAGCAGUACGAUGGGGAAGGAGCAGUAUGAUGGGGAAGGAGCAGUAUGAUGGGGAAGGAGCAGUACGAUGGGGAAGGAGCAGUAUGAUGAGGAAGGAGCAGUACGAUGGGGAAGGAGCACUCUGGGCGCUGCUGCCUCACCUGUCUGUCUGCUGUCUCACCUCUCUGUCUGCUGCCUCACCUGUCUGUCUGCUGCCUCACCUGUCUGUCUGCUGCCUCACCUGUCUGUCUGCUGUCUCACCUCUCUGUCUGCUGCCUCACCUGUCUGUCUGCUGCCUCACCUGUCUGUCUGCUGCCUCACCUCUCUGUCUGCUGCCUCACCUGUCUGUCUGCUGCCUCACCUGUCUGUCUGCUGUCUCACCUGUCUGUCUGCUGCCUCACCUGUCUGUCUGCUGUCUCACCUCUCUGUCUGCUGCCUCACCUGUCUGUCUGCUGCCUCACCUGUCUGUCUGCUGUCUCACCUCUCUGUCUGCUGCCUCACCUGUCUGUCUGCUGCCUCACCUGUCUGUCUGCUGUCUCACCUGUCUGUCUGCUGCCUCACCUGUCUGUCUGCUGUCUCACCUGUCUGUCUGCUGUCUCACCUCUCUGUCUGCUGCCUCACCUGUCUGUCUGCUGCCUCACCUGUCUGUCUGCUGUCUCACCUGUCUGUCUGCUGUCUCACCUCUCUGUCUGCUGCCUCACCUGUCUGUCUGCUGCCUCACCUGUCUGUCUGCUGCCUCACCUGUCUGUCUGCUGUCUCACCUCUCUGUCUGCUGCCUCACCUGUCUGUCUGCUGCCUCACCUGUCUGUCUGCUGCCUCACCUGUCUGUCUGCUGUCUCACCUCUCUGUCUGCUGCCUCACCUGUCUGUCUGCUGUCUCACCUCUCUGUCUGCUGCCUCACCUGUCUGUCUGCUGCCUCACCUGUCUGUCUGCUGUCUCACCUCUCUGUCUGCUGCCUCACCUGUCUGUCUGCUGCCUCACCUGUCUGUCUGCUGUCUCACCUCUCUGUCUGCUGCCUCACCUGUCUGUCUGCUGCCUCACCUGUCUGUCUGCUGUCUCACCUCUCUGUCUGCUGCCUCACCUGUCUGUCUGCUGCCUCACCUCUCUGUCUGCUGCCUCACCUGUCUGUCUGCUGCCUCACCUGUCUGUCUGCUGUCUCACCUCUCUGUCUGCUGCCUCACCUGUCUGUCUGCUGCCUCACCUGUCUGUCUGCUGCCUCACCUCUCUGUCUGCUGCCUCACCUGUCUGUCUGCUGCCUCACCUGUCUGUCUGCUGUCUCACCUCUCUGUCUGCUGCCUCACCUGUCUGUCUGCUGCCUCACCUGUCUGUCUGCUGCCUCACCUGUCUGUCUGCUGCCUCACCUGUCUGUCUGCUGUCUCACCUCUCUGUCUGCUGCCUCACCUGUCUGUCUGCUGCCUCACCUGUCUGUCUGCUGUCUCACCUCUCUGUCUGCUGCCUCACCUGUCUGUCUGCUGCCUCACCUGUCUGUCUGCUGCCUCACCUCUCUGUCUGCUGCCUCACCUGUCUGUCUGCUGCCUCACCUGUCUGUCUGCUGUCUCACCUGUCUGUCUGCUGCCUCACCUGUCUGUCUGCUGCCUCACCUGUCUGUCUGCUGCCUCACCUGUCUGUCUGCUGUCUCACCUGUCUGUCUGCUGCCUCACCUGUCUGUCUGCUGUCUCACCUCUCUGUCUGCUGCCUCACCUGUCUGUCUGCUGCCUCACCUGUCUGUCUGCUGCCUCACCUGUCUGUCUGCUGUCUCACCUGUCUGUCUGCUGCCUCACCUGUCUGUCUGCUGUCUCACCUGUCUGUCUGCUGUCUCACCUCUCUGUCUGCUGCCUCACCUGUCUGUCUGCUGCCUCACCUGUCUGUCUGCUGUCUCACCUGUCUGUCUGCUGUCUCACCUCUCUGUCUGCUGCCUCACCUGUCUGUCUGCUGCCUCACCUGUCUGUCUGCUGUCUCACCUCUCUGUCUGCUGCCUCACCUGUCUGUCUGCUGCCUCACCUGUCUGUCUGCUGCCUCACCUGUCUGUCUGCUGUCUCACCUGUCUGUCUGCUGCCUCACCUGUCUGUCUGCUGUCUCACCUGUCUGUCUGCUGCCUCACCUGUCUGUCUGCUGCCUCACCUGUCUGUCUGCUGCCUCACCUGUCUGUCUGCUGCCUCACCUGUCUGUCUGCUGUCUCACCUGUCUGUCUGCUGUCUCACCUCUCUGUCUGCUGCCUCACCUGUCUGUCUGCUGCCUCACCUGUCUGUCUGCUGCCUCACCUGUCUGUCUGCUGUCUCACCUGUCUGUCUGCUGUCUCACCUCUCUGUCUGCUGCCUCACCUGUCUGUCUGCUGCCUCACCUGUCUGUCUGCUGCCUCACCUGUCUGUCUGCUGUCUCACCUGUCUGUCUGCUGCCUCACCUGUCUGUCUGCUGCCUCACCUGUCUGUCUGCUGUCUCACCUGUCUGUCUGCUGUCUCACCUCUCUGUCUGCUGCCUCACCUGUCUGUCUGCUGCCUCACCUCUCUGUCUGCUGCCUCACCUGUCUGUCUGCUGCCUCACCUGUCUGUCUGCUGUCUCACCUGUCUGUCUGCUGCCUCACCUGUCUGUCUGCUGCCUCACCUGUCUGUCUGCUGCCUCACCUGUCUGUCUGCUGUCUCACCUGUCUGUCUGCUGCCUCACCUGUCUGUCUGCUGCCUCACCUGUCUGUCUGCUGCCUCACCUGUCUGUCUGCUGCCUCACCUGUCUGUCUGCUGUCUCACCUGUCUGUCUGCUGCCUCACCUGUCUGUCUGCUGCCUCACCUGUCUGUCUGCUGUCUCACCUGUCUGUCUGCUGUCUCACCUCUCUGUCUGCUGCCUCACCUGUCUGUCUGCUGCCUCACCUCUCUGUCUGCUGCCUCACCUGUCUGUCUGCUGCCUCACCUGUCUGUCUGCUGCCUCACCUCUCUGUCUGCUGCCUCACCUCUCUGUCUGCUGUCUCACCUGUCUGUCUGCUGCCUCACCUGUCUGUCUGCUGCCUCACCUGUCUGUCUGCUGCCUCACCUGUCUGUCUGCUGCCUCACCUGUCUGUCUGCUGCCUCACCUGUCUGUCUGCUGCCUCACCUGUCUGUCUGCUGCCUCACCUGCCGCACGCACUCCUGGUCAGAGAGGCGGGGGUUGUGGGUGAUGGCGUGCAGCUGCGGCCUGAGCAGCGUGUACGUCUCUGA
Messenger RNA from Closterium sp. NIES-65, 3309 nucleotides. NCBI's taxonomy places the organism in Eukaryota, Viridiplantae, Streptophyta, Zygnematophyceae, Desmidiales, Closteriaceae. The record is from the annotation of a GenBank genome assembly.